UGCCCACAAGUGCAAAACUGAAGCUGAAGCUCAAGUAGAAAUUACACCAUUGUUUGAAAACAAAAUGUUAACAUUUUUACCAAGGACAAACACAUUUGGUGAGUAUUAGCUGAGCAAUAAGGAAAAAUCAAUUUCAAGAUAUAUUUAAAACAAUUCAGCAUUUGAACCAUCAGAGGGCCCUAGAAAGGCUGGUUUAAAGAGUAACAAGAUAAAAAUGUUGCUCGCCACAGAUAGAGGAAUUGGUCAAGACUUAUAAAAAGCCCGAGGUGGAAUAGGCAGCCACAACUCAGAAACUCCUCCAAGCAACCCAAACUUCAGACCAACUCCUGACACCAUGGCCUGCUGUCAGACCAGCUUCUGCGGAUUUCCCAGCUGCUCCACCAGUGGGACCUGCGGCUCCAGCUGCUGCCAGCCAAGCUGCUGUGAGACCAGCUGCUGCCAGCCACGCUGCUGUGAGACCAGCUGCUGCCAGCCAAGCUGCUGCCAGACCAGCUUCUGUGGGUUUCCCAGCUUCUCAACCAGUGGGACUUGUGGCUCCAGCUGCUGCCAGCCAAGCUGCUGUGAAACUAGCUGCUGCCAGCCAAGCUGCUGUGAGACCAGCUGCUGUCAGCCAAGCUGCUGCCAGACCAGCUCCUGCGGAACCAGCUAUGGCAUUGGUGGUGGCAUCAGCUAUGGCCAGGAAGGCAGCGGUGGAGCUGUGAGCACCCGUAUCAGGUGGUGCCGCCCAGACUGCCGUGUGGAGGGCACCUACCUGCCCCCCUGCUGUGUGGUGAGCUGCACACCCCCAUCCUGCUGCCAGCUGCACCACGCCGAGGCCUCCUGCUGCCGCCCGUCCUACUGUGGACAGUCCUGCUGCCGCCCAGUCUGCUGCUGCUACUCCUGUGAGCCCACUUGUUGAAAACCUCCUUCUGCUGGGAAUCCUAAUAAGAUGGCACUUUAAAACUAGCCAAAUUAGAAUCCUAACGAUCUUCUGAACUCCAGCACCUAUCACUGGACUUGCAACCUCUCAUCACACAGCCACAUAAAUUCUCUAGGAUGUAAAUUCAUUUACAAUGGAAGACUAAAUUUUUUUCCUAGACCUGGAUGUCAGCCAAAGUCCUACAAUGUGAAAAGA
Molecule: messenger RNA, 1114 nt
Organism: Chlorocebus sabaeus (green monkey)
Lineage: Eukaryota; Metazoa; Chordata; Mammalia; Primates; Cercopithecidae
Product: keratin-associated protein 1-5
Cellular component (GO): keratin filament
Source: RefSeq, a predicted model, not a curated record